UAAAAGAAUAUAAGGAAUUACUAAUGUUAGCUGGAGCUUCGGAAAUAGCACCACCAAGACCACCAUCACCAAAUCCAAUUUUCGAUCAAAAAGAUAAAUUGUUCAUUUCUUUGCAAAAUAAACUUGAAAUACAGAAUAAUAAAUAUCAUGAUGUUAUUUUCAUUAUUGGUAAAGAAAAAAUCGGAGCUAACAAAUAUGUACUUUCAGCUGCUUCAACGUAUUUCGAUAGAAUGUUUUACAGCGGCUUAAGUGAAUCAACAAUGGACAAAUCUGAGAUUAUAAUAAGAGAUACUCGCCCAGAAAUUUUUCGGGUAUUGCUCCGAUGGUUAUAUGGAAAAUCGUUUGAAGAAGCAAUAAAAUCUGUCUUACACAAUAUUCCAGCAGGACAAAGUUAUGAAACUUAUUACUUAACAUUUUUGGUUGAUUUGUUAAAGGCAACGGAUUAUUAUGGUGUUGAACUCAAGGAUGAAGUAGAAGAUAUAAUUAUAAAUAGUUCCCUUAUUGGUGUUACUAAUGUGUGUGACAUUUUAAACCGAGCAAAAGAUUCUGAUGCAAAACGAUUAAAAGAUUUCUGUGAACAAUAUAUUGAAUCAAAUAGAGAACUUAUCGUUAGAAUCUAACGUGGAUGCAAAAGAAACAUCAAAAAUUUCACAUAUGUUAUAUUUCUUA
Messenger RNA from Rhizophagus irregularis DAOM 181602=DAOM 197198, 669 nucleotides. Lineage: Eukaryota; Fungi; Glomeromycota; Glomeromycetes; Glomerales; Glomeraceae. The record is from RefSeq and is a predicted model, not a curated record.